ACAUGGAUGAUAGUGAGGGAAACAGAGUAUUGCUGCUUAGGGGACACCAUUAUAAUCAUCAUCCUCUUCAUCUUCUUCUCUCAUGCUAUAAUAAGCAGAACCAAACCAAAACCAGGACGAGGACGAGGUUGGGGAGAGGGACACAAACUUUUAUACUCGCGGAGCCACAAGUCCAUCACACAUAAAAAAAAAAAAAAAAGAAAAAAAAAAGAAAAAAAAAAAAAGUAAAGAGGAGAGAAGAAAAGAAAAGAAAGCUUUUUUUCUUUGCAUGCCUUGGCCUUUUCACUCUGAUACAAACUGGGUUUUUUGGUUUUUGAAGAAAAGAGAGGGAUAGUGAGAGAGAGGGAAAUGAAGGAGAAGAGCGAAAGUGGUGGUGGUGGUGGGUAUGUAAGAGCAGAUCAGAUAGAUCUGAAGAGCUUGGAUGAGCAGCUUCAAAGGCAUCUUAGUAGAGCAUGGACUAUGGAGAAGAACAAGAAGAGAGAAGAGGAAGAAAACGAAGCAAGGCCCACUGCCACCAGGCAAGAGUGGGAGAUUGACCCCACUAAACUCAUUAUCAAGAGCGUUAUUGCUCGUGGCACCUUUGGGACUGUUCACCGGGGUGUUUAUGAUGGUCAAGACGUUGCAGUUAAACUUCUUGACUGGGGGGAAGAGGGUCACAGAUCAGAGGCUGAAAUAGCUUCUCUUAGAGCAGCAUUUACACAAGAAGUUGCUGUUUGGCAUAAACUUGAUCAUCCAAAUGUAACUAAGUUUUUAGGGGCGACAAUUGGCUCAUCAGAUCUGCAAAUACAAACUGAGAAUGGUCAAAUUGGCAUGCCAAGUAAUAUUUGUUGUGUAGUUGUUGAAUAUUGUCCUGGGGGUGCACUGAAAUCAUACCUUAUAAAGAACCGUAGAAGAAAGCUGGCUUUCAAAGUAGUCGUCCAACUUGCAUUAGAUCUUGCACGAGGGUUGGAUUUGCACACCCAUCUGCUCAGCUAUCUACAUUCACAAAAGAUUGUCCACAGAGAUGUUAAAACAGAAAACAUGCUUCUAGACAAGACCCGUACAGUAAAAAUAGCUGAUUUCGGGGUUGCUCGUGUAGAGGCGUCAAAUCCCAAUGACAUGACUGGCGAGACUGGAACCCUAGGUUACAUGGCUCCGGAGGUACUUAAUGGUAGCCCAUAUAACAGGAAAUGUGAUGUCUACAGUUUUGGUAUCUGCUUGUGGGAAAUUUACUGCUGUGACAUGCCGUAUCCUGACCUUAGCUUCUCAGAAGUAACAUCAGCUGUUGUCCGCCAGAAUUUGCGGCCCGAGAUACCCCGAUGUUGUCCUAGUGCUCUUGCAAAUGUAAUGAAGCGAUGCUGGGAUGCUAAUCCAGACAAGCGGCCGGAGAUGGAUGAGGUGGUAACAAUGUUGGAGGCUAUUGACACAUCAAAGGGUGGAGGUAUGAUCCCUCUUGAUCAGCCUCAGGGUUGUUUCUGUUUCCGCAGGUACCGAGGACCUUGAAAAUCAAAAAAUGUACUCCUCCGAUGUGAAGGAUUGUUGGGAUACACCAGACUGUUCUGGAAAUUCAAUUUGUACUUUUAUUCAAUUUGAAAAAGAUUGGGUUUAGAAAGAGUUAAAGAAAUACAAAGCUGUGAAGGCUAAUAGGCUUAAGAGGAGCUC
Ziziphus jujuba (common jujube) is the source of this 1641-nucleotide messenger RNA. RefSeq names its product serine/threonine-protein kinase STY13. The record is from RefSeq and is a predicted model, not a curated record. The coding region runs from base 349 to 1482 and encodes 377 amino acids. The transcript has 6 exons. NCBI's taxonomy places the organism in Eukaryota, Viridiplantae, Streptophyta, Magnoliopsida, Rosales, Rhamnaceae. Gene Ontology annotation, cellular component: plasma membrane. Gene Ontology annotation, molecular function: protein kinase activity; ATP binding. Gene Ontology annotation, biological process: protein phosphorylation.